AUGGCACAACCAUCAAUACCUUCAUCACCAGUUCAGCGUUUUCCCAGCCAUCCCUCGACAAAGCCAGCUGUCCCAUCGAGAGGAUGCAGCCCCAGGGCUCUAGCUCAAGGUGUUGAUCUUCCACCAAACAACAACCCGUCGCCGGAUCUCCAUGACACUACCGCAUCAUUAUCCGUAGCCGAUGAGUCCCUCCAAGCACGCAUCGAACGUCUCGGCCGCGAACGACCUCCGAUCUUUACGACCCGUUGGAGUGAGAUAAUCUUCGUCUUCAGCAUCUCCAUGUCUCAAUUCCUGACGGAAUACUUCGUCUCGGGAUUCACCGUCAUCCUCCCAACUCUGAUCAGAGAGCUCGACAUCCCACAGGCAGCCAGCGUGUGGCCAGCGACCGCUUUCUCCCUCGUAAUCGCCAGCACCUUGCUCGUCUUCGGCCGUCUGGGCGACAUGUGGGGAGGAUACCCCGUCUUCAUAUGGGGUCUUGCCUGGCUUCUUAUCUGGAGUAUGAUAGCCGGGUUCAGCAUCAAUCCGCUGAUGCUUGACUUGUGCCGGGCUCUGCAAGGGCUAGGAGCUGCCGCUUUCUUGCCUACUGGAGUCAUGCUUAUGGGCUCCUUGUAUCGUCCUGGCCCACGAAAGAAUCUCGUCUUUGCAGUAUAUGGCACUUCAGCGGUAUUUGGCUUUUUCGGUGGCAUUCUCAUGGCUGGCAUUGUAGGUCAAUUCACCCGCUGGGGGUUUUACUUCUGGAACGGUGCUAUCCUGACAGCAAUCACGCUAUUGACUUCGAUCUUGUCCAUUCCACGGCCUCAUUUAGAGGGUCAGCCGCCAAACAAAGUCGCAAUGGACUACCCUGGCGCCAUCACGAUCGUCUCUGGCCUCACCCUAGUCGUGUUCUCCAUCUUGCAAUCAGCACAUGCCCCUUCGGGUUGGAGGACGCCAUAUAUUCCACUAUGUUUCGGACUUGGUGUCUUGUCACUCCUUGCUGCAGUUUACAUCGAAGUACGCGUCGCUACUCAUCCUCUCCUACCAGCUUCUAUCUUCACUACUCCUUGCAUGAGCCCUCUCCUUUUGGCCCUCUUUCUGCUCUACGGCACCUGGGGCAUCUUCUCUGUAUAUGGCACACUCUACUUCCAGAAUAUCAUGUCCGCCAGUCCAUUGCAGGUGGUAGCAUGGUAUGUGCCUCUCGGGGUUGCAGGCCUCAUCUUCAGCAUCAUAGAGGGCUUUAUCUUGCAUUUAGUUCCAGGACGUGUGUUGUUGAUUAUUUCAGGUCUGGGCGCAGUAGGAUCACAGAUUCUCAUAGCUCUGAUUCCACCAGGGGGAAGCUACUGGGCUUGGGUGUUUCCCGCAGUCAUCUUCAGCACCAUAGGAAUCGAUCUGUCCACAAUCUUAUCGACAGUUUUCGUGACGACGAGCUUUCCUACAGCACAGCAGGGACUGGCUGGUAGUGUCAUUAAUUCUGUGCUGCAGCUGGGUGUAGCCUUUAUGCUUGCUUUGACAGACAUCAUCGAAUCAGCAACAGUAAAUGAGGCAGGAUUGGCGAAGAGCUAUAAGAACACAUUUUGGUUUGGAGUAGGCGCUGCAGCUGCGAGCCUGUUAAUUCUGGCAAUAUGGGGUAAGAUACCCAAGGCCAGUAGUGAUUUGACCGCGGAUGAGAGGGCCGAACUCCCGGAAGAGGCAAUUUCGGAACAGCGAAGGAACGAGGGCAGCAAUGGCAGUACUCUUGGAGAUACGUGA
Fusarium fujikuroi IMI 58289 is the source of this 1725-nucleotide messenger RNA. Its product is annotated as related to multidrug resistance protein. Gene Ontology annotation, molecular function: transmembrane transporter activity. Lineage: Eukaryota; Fungi; Ascomycota; Sordariomycetes; Hypocreales; Nectriaceae. The transcript has a single exon. The coding region runs from base 1 to 1725 and encodes 574 amino acids. Gene Ontology annotation, cellular component: membrane. Gene Ontology annotation, biological process: transmembrane transport. The record is from RefSeq and is a predicted model, not a curated record.